Molecule: messenger RNA, 1196 nt
Organism: Harmonia axyridis
Lineage: Eukaryota; Metazoa; Arthropoda; Insecta; Coleoptera; Coccinellidae
Exons: 4
Coding region: 127-1041 (304 amino acids)
Source: RefSeq, a predicted model, not a curated record
AUCUAAUGUGUCAUUAUUUGUUAGAGAAAGUUCAGAGAACAUAGAAAUUUAUGGUCACCUGCCAUUUGUUCUCAACUGUCAAAAAUUGGAUAAAGCGAUUUAUUAGUUGGAUAUUGCUCAAGAAACAUGGAAGACACGAAGUCUCUUCUGAUGAUGGUGUUGCAGAAAGUAUUCCAUAAUAGACCGAAAAUAGUUGAAGAAACCUUUCAACUCAUUUAUAACUAUAACAACGGCAAAAGAGAGAAAAUAGAAUACGAGAAGACUUUAAAGACAAUUUGUGAUUUAAUGAAUGGAGAAUUAUCAUCCCAAAUAUUAGUUUAUCUUCUAACCAUGGUUGAUAUGCCCAAAGAAGGUGGUUGUCAAUUGCCCAUCAUGGAGAAGAUGCAAAAAACCCAUGGAUGCCUGGCUGAAAGUGUUCGUCCUCAUCUACUCGAAUGUCUUAAGAAUAAAAAAAUAGAUACUGAUGAAUCUGGAAAAACGCUCGACAAUAAUAAACAACUUGAAAAAAAGGUUGAGGAAAAAAAAGAACCCCGAUGUCUAAAAAAAGAAGAUACAGUUAAAAAAUCAUCAAAUGAAGAUGAAUUUAUAGUAAAGUCCGCUAAACGCACAAAAAGGGGAAUUAAAGCAGCAGCCAAAAAAAAUCAAAAUAAAUAUCUUGAAGAUCAGGGUGAACCAAAGACUGUGGAAACCUUGGCCCAGUUGAGUGCAAACUACUGCACAAGAUAUGAAGUCGAACUUAGAGAAAUGUACAAAACUAAGCUGAGUACAGCUUGGGACAUACUGUAUACAAAAUUGCUCGAUAAAUCAACGACAAAGGCAAUCUAUGAAGUUAUCAAAUAUCUCAACAGAAUGAUGAAACUUGUGAGGAUGGUGGAAAACACUGAAGUUACAACGGAGAUAAUCAAAGAAGAGUAUCCAUUAGAUAUUGAAGUUUUAGCAAGAUUGAGGCAUCAACAGGAGUUCCAGAAUCCAUUCGAUAAAAUAGACAAAUAUUUGAAAACACUGAAUGAUGAUGAUGUUCAUUGUAGUUCUAUAUUUUGAAUUUCGAAUUGUUAUUUUUUUUUAAUGUAUUCGUUUAGAAAUAAUUGUGAAUAUUAUAGAUUGAAUUAUGAAACGCAGAAUUUGCUGCAGCAUUUUUUUGUACUUUUAUUCAUUUUCGAACCAUUUGGAGCAGAAAAUAUAGACGAUUUAUGUAG